GCAAAAUUCAGUUUUAAUAUUUGUGUUCCCUAAGAAAACAUUAUUAAGAUAAAUGAAUUAGCUUUAUUUGCAAUAUGUCCAAAAAUCCGAAACGAAAUGCGUCCCAAACAAGGGCGGACAGAUUUUCGCAAAUGUCGAAGCAAGAAGAAAUUAUAGCUGAAAAGAAACGUCUUAUAGAAGCAAAAUUAAAAAUGAUGGAAACUGACAAUAUUACAAGCUCAAGCCAAGUCGCAUUAGAUAAUAAGCUAGAUCAAAUAUCUGGAAAACCUUCUCUGGUCAAUAGUUUUUCAAAUGAUGGUUCCUUCCUAGAGAAGUUUAAAAAAAUUUCUAAUCCUGUUUCGAAUGAACCAGUUCCCGCCAAAGGUAAUGCAGAAAAGAAGCAAAGCAAAAACUUCAAUAAUAAUGCAAACAGGAGUAAUAAUCAUAAUAGAUGGAAUAAUAAUAAAAAUGAUAAUCAAAGAAGUCAUCGUAAUAAUAAUCAAAGAGAUUAUAAUGAUCGUAGGCAGCAGGUCGAAAAUGUGCAACAAGAUUCAUUUAAUUUUGGAUACUCUGGAAAUACUAGAUUUCAAGAGAACAAUUAUCAAGGUGGAAUGUAUGGAAAUAUGAACAAUGCAACUAAUUAUCAAAAUUGUACUCAAGAUCCGUAUAUGAGCCAAAUGAAUUCUUCACAGCAGUAUCCAAUAAUAGCAAAUGAAAGAAAUAAUUGGAAUAAUUCUUAUAACGGAGAACAAAGAUCCAAUGUCAAUCCUCAAACUCAUGCCAAUAUGUCACAGCCGCCACCUCGUAUCAAUCAUGCACCACCUAGUAUCCUUCAAUCAACAGAUAUUCAUCAGAGGCCUCCAGGAAUGCCUUCUAUGCAAUCUAAUAUAUCGCAGUCGGUCAGCAUGCAUCAAGCACCACCUGUGACAUCUCAACUUAAUUCAACUGCAGUGCCAGCUGGAUUGCCUCAUGUUCGAAUGUCUCAGCCGCCUCCCCUUUUGCCUCCAGGAGUUUCUCAAACGCAUCCUGUUAUACCAUCAUUAACGAGUUUAGUGAUUCCUCCACCUACUGGGAUACAGUUAAAUCCAUCAAACAACACUCAAGUACCUCCUCCGCCGCUACAUCCACAAAUGCCAAUGUCAAUGUCACUGCAGCAAAAUGUUCAAAUACAACCUUUGACAUCAAAUGCACAGAUAAAAGCUUCAGUUCAAUCUCCUUUACAAAUUCAAUCUCCCAUACAAACAAAUACACAAGCACAAACUUUAAUUCAAACAAAUAUACAAAUUCCUCCUCCAAUGACUUUGCAUUCUAUACCAGAACCUCAGCCUUUAGAUGCGAUGACCAUACCAAGACCAGCACCAUUAAAUUUGCUUUCUAUACCACCACCAUUACCAUUGUGCUUGAAUCAGAUACCACAGCCAAAAGAUAUUGAUGUUAGAAAUAUUCCACCUCCUCAGCAAAUGAAUGUAUCUGGUAUCAAGAUGCCUGAUAGCACACCACUAUUUCCAGUAAAAUCAAAAGUUUUAUCCACAGAUGAUCCAAUGUUCCAAAACGAUGGCUCGAAUGAUCAGUGUGAUAGAAAACGAAAUCCUGGGAGUAACCCAAUAGAACGUGUUGCUAAACUUGUUGUAGAAAUUGGAGAUGGAUAUGAAGAGAUCUUUAAACAAAAACACCAACACGAACCAGAAUUCUGGUUUUUGUUUAAUCCUGAAUCUGCAGAAUACACAGAGUACAAGGAUUUGGUCAAAAAGUUGAAGGAAGAUAAACAGAAUCAAUGUUACAGUCCGGAGGAAUUAUAUGAACCUGAAUAUAGUUUAAAUGAUGAUGAGGAAGAUGAGCAAGAUGUCAAAAUUAAAAUUGAAAAAUGUUCUCCAAAAAAAGAGCAAAUAUCAUUAGUGUCCCAAUUUUAUGAUGAUGUUAAUGAUCAAAAUUCUAUCGAAGGUGAUACUAAAGUGAAGGUAGAAAAAACUGAAGAUAGUAUUGACAGUGAAGAAAAUAAAAGGAAACGGAAAAGGAAAAGUCGAUGGGGAAGUGAGAAAGAUAUUAAGCCAGUACUUCCUGCACCAAAUGUUGUGCAUGUACCUAGCUUAGGAAUUGCUCUGCCACCAAAUGUUGCACCAUUGACAGUACCCGCUCCUAAAAUAUCAAUAAAUAAAGUAACAAGAACGGAUAAAGCACUCCUUCAAUAUGCUAAAAACACAUUUGGAACUACAGAUCUUUCAGAAGAAGAUUGGGUAAAAGCAGAAGAUCAUUUCAAAAUUAAUUUGUUAUAUCAAGAAAUGUUACGCAAAAGGAAAGAACUGGAUCAACUUGCAAAGAGUGGGAAACAUAAAUAUGAAUAUGAUUCAGAUGAAGAAGUUGAAGGUGGAACCUGGGAGCAUAAACUACGAUCACAAGAAAUGGAAGCAACUCAGAAAUGGGCUGAGGAGUUAACUAAAAAAUCUGAAGGUAAACAUCAUAUUGGCGAUUUUUUACCUCCGGAAGAAUUAAAAAAGUUUAUGGAAAAAUAUUCUGCUGCUAAAAAUGGCCGUGAGCCUGAUAUAUCAGACUAUAAAGAGUACAAACUAAAUGAGAAUAAUGUAGGAUUUCAAAUGUUACAAAAAUUAGGCUGGAAAGAUGGAGAAGGGCUUGGUUCCAGUGGCAGUGGAAUAGUAGAACCUAUUAAUAAAGCCCCAAAUCACGAAAAUAAUCAAGGUUUAGGAAUUGAUAGACCAGAAAAUUUACAAUCUGAUGACAAUGAAUAUGAUGCAUAUCGUAAAAGAAUGAUGUUAGCAUACAGAUUUCGGCCUAAUCCAUUAAAUAAUCCAAGAAGGCCAUAUUAUUAAGCAAGUUUAGUAGGUAAUCGAUAUCUAUUUAUAUAAAAAAAAUGAAAUAAUAUUUGAAAGUUCUCCUUUAGAUAUUUAUAUCUAUGAUGGGG
This is a messenger RNA of Ctenocephalides felis (cat flea), 2896 nucleotides long. Its product is annotated as bromodomain-containing protein DDB_G0280777-like. The record is from RefSeq and is a predicted model, not a curated record. Gene Ontology annotation, biological process: RNA processing. Lineage: Eukaryota; Metazoa; Arthropoda; Insecta; Siphonaptera; Pulicidae. The transcript is spliced from 9 exons. Gene Ontology annotation, cellular component: nucleoplasm. Gene Ontology annotation, molecular function: RNA binding. Bases 75 to 2804 code for a protein of 909 amino acids.